Messenger RNA from Odontomachus brunneus, 1986 nucleotides. RefSeq names its product probable protein phosphatase 2C T23F11.1. Lineage: Eukaryota; Metazoa; Arthropoda; Insecta; Hymenoptera; Formicidae. Gene Ontology annotation, biological process: protein dephosphorylation. Bases 172 to 1125 code for a protein of 317 amino acids. The transcript has 5 exons. The record is from RefSeq and is a predicted model, not a curated record. Gene Ontology annotation, molecular function: cation binding; protein serine/threonine phosphatase activity.
GAGUGCACUUGACGAAUCAGAGUUCUUCGUUGUUCCUCGAGGUGCUUCAAGAUUCUCCGGAUGCUUCGCGCUCUUUUGUACGGAGAGCUUCUAUGAGACUGGUGACCUGAAGAGGGGCUAAAUACGAGGUCUCGGGAUUGUAGACGGUUUGUUACUUGUUAAGAAACGAAAAUGGGCCAGACUCUGAGUCAGCCGAUAACUACUAAGAAGUCAGCCUGUUGUUGGGACGCUAACUAUCGAGUGGGCAGCUCUUGUAUGCAAGGAUGGCGUAUCAAAAUGGAAGAUUCGCAUGUGCAUAUACUCUCCUUGCCCAAUGACCCAGAUACUGCAUUCUUUGCAGUUUACGAUGGACAUGGAGGUGCGUCUAUGGCGCAGCACGCCGGGAAACAUCUGCACAAAUAUAUCACCAAGAGAAGUGAAUAUCAGUCAGGUGAUAUUGUGCAAGCUAUACAGCAAGGCUUUCUGGAAUUAGAUAAAGCGAUGCAGAACGAUCUCGCGCUCAAGGACGAGCCAGCCGGGACUACCGUCAUCGCUCUUCUCGUCAAAGAUAACAUUCUGUACAGCGCUAAUGCAGGUGACAGCAGAGCGGUGGCGAGCAUCAAUGGCAAAACGGUUCCUCUCAGUCGAGACCACAAGCCCACGCUAAAAGACGAGCGCGCGCGGAUCGAAGCCGCGGGUGGUUUUGUCGAGUACAAGAGGGUGAACGGCAAUCUAGCUCUGUCACGCGCACUUGGGGAUUUCAUGUUCAAGCGAAACGACCAGAAAUCACCGCAAGAACAAAUUGUCACCGCCUUCCCCGAAGUACAACAGUUUCCUAUUACCGAAGAUUGGGAAUUCGUGAUUCUGGCAUGUGACGGUAUUUGGGAUGUGAUGACCAGCGAAGAAGUGAUUAACUUCGUGAGAACGCGUUUGGCCCACACGAAGCUGGGAGAUUCGCAAACUACCAGAAACAACAUAUAUCCUGAAGAGAUUUGUGAGGAACUCUUAAAUCACUGCCUGGCACCGGAUGCUCUGAUGGGCACCGGCUGUGAUAACAUGACAGUGAUACUUGUGUGUUUUCUCCACGGUAAACCGUGUUCACAAUUGGUCCUGCGUUGUCAAGAACCAUCAAGUAUAGAUCCUUAACCUUUUUAGGUAGUGAUGUUUUAUUAUUUUCUAUCUAAAUUAUUCGUACCUUAUUUUAUUCCUGCGCGUCGGUGUAAUCCGACUUUUGAUAUAGAGAUAUUUGUUAUGCAAUAUAUAUAUAUAUAUAUAUAUAUAUAUAACGUAAUAUAAGAGAAAAGAUCCAUUCUUUUUCUCUCUUUACGUUGUAAAGUGAUCAAACGUAUUUGUAAAAUACAUUGUAUUUAUUCUCAUUCCCAUCACCGUGUGGUAAGUCUCGACGUUGCGUUAGUCUCGUUGCCGAUUUAACUGCUUUUAAAAAUACGUGUGUGUUUGUAUGUAUAUGUACCUGAAAGUGAGUUACGCAGAAGCUCAAUUGUGGGUAAGCUUUUAUUUACAGUUUCAAACAAUGGACAGGACCAGUCCGGAUAUAAGUGUCAUAACAACCUUAAUAAAAUGCAAUUAGAUACCAUUCAGAGCCCAUAACGAUCUUGUAUAGAGGAAACCGCCGCAUUCGCAAAAGAACUAAGUCUGCCUGCAACCUUGUUUACACCUUGGCGUACACUUUCUCGAACAUCGUCCAGAUCUACGACACCAGCUCGUCCCGCGCUGAGACGCAUAGAUAACGACGAAGACGAGGAUGGUGUUGAGUUUUCGGUGCCAAAAUAAUCCGCUGAUGAGAUGCUAGAUGAACCCUCGAAACGACGUAAAUUACUCUUACGUUCCCACUGCAAAUACAGAAAUUUUUCGUUGAAGAAUAAUAAAAAAUUAUAUUUCGUACAUUGCAAUACAUAUUGCUUCUCUAAAUUAUGAUAUUCUCACAUUGUGAUAUCGCCAAAUAUAAAAUUAAAAUAUCACAGAUAAUAAAUUAAUUCGUAUAAAAUA